Messenger RNA from Rosa chinensis, 366 nucleotides. RefSeq names its product 60S ribosomal protein L31. Gene Ontology annotation, biological process: cytoplasmic translation. The coding region runs from base 1 to 366 and encodes 121 amino acids. Gene Ontology annotation, cellular component: ribosome; cytosolic large ribosomal subunit. The transcript has 2 exons. The record is from RefSeq and is a predicted model, not a curated record. Gene Ontology annotation, molecular function: structural constituent of ribosome. NCBI's taxonomy places the organism in Eukaryota, Viridiplantae, Streptophyta, Magnoliopsida, Rosales, Rosaceae.
AUGGUGGACAAGGCCGGAAAAGGAAGAAAGGAGGAGGUCGUUACCAGGGAGUACACCAUCAAUCUCCACAAGCGCUUGCAUGGAUGCACCUUUAAAAAGAAGGCUCCAAACGCCAUAAAGGAAAUCAGGAAGUUUGCUCAAAAGGCCAUGGCUACUACUGAUGUCAGAGUGGAUGUUAAACUCAACAAGCACAUUUGGAGCCGUGGGAUUCGAAGUGUGCCAAGAAGGGUUCGCGUCCGAAUUGCACGAAAGAGAAACGAUGAAGAAGAUGCCAAGGAAGAGUUCUACUCCCUGGUUACUGUUACAGAGGUUCCACCAGAGGGAUUGAAGGGUUUGUGUACCAAGGUGGUUGACGAAGAAGACUGA